This is a messenger RNA of Batrachochytrium dendrobatidis JAM81, 1315 nucleotides long. RefSeq lists its product as uncharacterized. Lineage: Eukaryota; Fungi; Chytridiomycota; Chytridiomycetes; Rhizophydiales. The transcript is spliced from 2 exons. Bases 1 to 1212 code for a protein of 403 amino acids. The record is from RefSeq and is a predicted model, not a curated record.
AUGGAACUCGUUGCUUGUAUUGCUCUGCCUUAUUUCAUUCCUAAAAUAUAUCGAUUCAUAACCAACCGCAACCAGAAACUAUCAACUCGACGUCCUAAACCUUACACUCUCAGUGACCAAUGUUCCAGCAUUUGGCUACUUUUACUAUCAGGCUUGUUUAUCUUGAUAGCUUUCUAUGGUAGACAGACCGACCUUCUUACUGUAUUGCGUAUCCAUGACAAAUCUGCACCACAUGAAAUGCGUAACCAGUUUCGUUCUUACAUGGCUUCUACGUAUCCACCAUGGCCUGAAACAUCCUCAUUACCCGAUUCUACCAAGGCUACCGUCAAAGCCAUUCAUGAACUCUACGACGAUCUUCGUUCAUCUGAUGCAAAACGACUCUACUACACAAAAUAUGGUCCCUCUGUAGCUCGUACUUGCACAUGGUGUAGAGACGGUGAAGACUAUCUCUUUGGUGCAUCCUCUGCUAUCAUGGCCCAAUAUGCCACCUUUUUCUUUUUGUUUGGAUGUGGUACUAUCGUAUGGCGUAAACACUCUUCUCGUACUGUCGCUGCAACUGCCAUUGGGUGUAUGGCUUGUUUCGAUAUCUACGUCUUGUACCUUUCGUCUGAUCUUGUUUUUCCGAGACAAGAUACUUCCAUCCCCAUCCUAUCAGAUUCACAGUUUAAUCAAAUGCACGCUUUGAGAUAUGUAAUAUUCGCUGGCUUGGCAUUGACAGCAGGUUUGAUGAAUGCUUCGGAUGAAUGGACUGAUCGCGAAAUCUUGAUCGAGUUGGUUCAAAAAACCUCAUUUAAUUAUGCAAGAGGUGAUGCUACUGCCAUGGCCAUGCACACCGCUUUAAGCGACGAUGAACUGAGAAAACUAUUUGUACAGUACUUUGCUUUUCAAGCCAAAACAGACCAUUUGGGUACCCAUGCACCCGUGAGCCGAAAAGAUGCCCAAUUUAAAAAGGACACUCUCAAGGGAUUUGGCGUAUCUCGAGUCAUUCAUGAACGUGACACCAUACGAUCCUUUAUGCAACUGGCAGUCAAUGAAUCUUUUCUAUCAAGUAUAGAUCUACUUCCUGAAGUAGACAACGCUGCUUUAAACAAGUCUGGACAGGCUCCAACUAUACCAUUCGAUAGUCCCCCACCCAACACAUCUCAUCAGGUCGAGGAAAUAGUAAAACCCUUUGUAGCUGCAGAAAACCCAGAUGAAAAAAAGCGGAAAUAAACCUGGCUUGACACAAUCAAAAAGCCAAUGCUUAAAAUAGUCUAGACAAUCCAUUUUUACAUCUAAUACAACAGGCUUUACAAAUAAAAAAAAUCAAUUCAAC